Molecule: messenger RNA, 2977 nt
Organism: Manihot esculenta (cassava)
Lineage: Eukaryota; Viridiplantae; Streptophyta; Magnoliopsida; Malpighiales; Euphorbiaceae
Product: pentatricopeptide repeat-containing protein At3g23020
Exons: 1
Coding region: 237-2822 (861 amino acids)
Molecular function (GO): protein binding
Source: RefSeq, a predicted model, not a curated record
UUUUCCCAUUCCAGGACUUGCUUGGACCGAAGGCAGUCCAAAGAAGUAGGGCGACCCAUCAAAAUUUCUGUCGGGAGAGUUUCACGAUAAGACUAAAACCCUGCUCUGAACCCUAAAUAGUCGAAUACCAUCGCCUGACGGUCGAAUCUCAAUAUACCACCGCUACGAUACCUGCAACUAAAUUUCUUGGCAGUCCAGUAAAAUCUCGCUUAUUUCAAUAAUUUAAGCACAUCUCAAUGUAUGUGAAGCUGCAGUUAGAUACCAAUAGCUUCCACAUAUUCUGCAACAAUAGGGCCUCACCAAAUGUAGGAGUUUCUGUAUCUCCGCUGGAAAAAAUUGAACGGAUCAGGAAAUUGAGAGAACAAACACUCCUUGAGACACCAACUGGAGACGAGAAGAGGUUCAAUUUAAUUCACAAACAGGAUCGUGAAAAACCUGUCUUGACCAAACGGGUUUUGGAGAAGAACUCAGAUAGGGACCUCAGAAUAACCAAAAGGGGUGGUGCAAAAGUUUCUAGCAAUAAGAGGUUUGGGGCUAAAGUGAAUGGUUUGAAUGGUAAUGGGUCUGUCAGCAAAUUGCACAAUAGGUGUUCGACGAAAUGGGUAAAUUAUGGAGGUUGUAUUCCAGCAAUUUUGCAUGCUUUGGAUACAAUUAAAGACUUGGACGAGGCAUUGAAACCUUGGGAAGAUACACUUACUAACAAAGAGAGGAGCAUAAUUUUGAAGGAGCAGUCUAGUUGGCAGAGAGCCAUGGAGAUUUUUGAGUGGUUUAAAGGAAAGGGUUGUUAUGAGCUGAAUGUGAUUCAUUAUAAUAUCAUGAUUAGGAUUCUUGGCAAACAGCGGCAAUGGAGCCACCUCGAACGUUUGUGCGAUGAAAUGAAGAAUAGAAAUAUUUUGCCUAUCAAUUCUACAUAUGGUACUUUGAUUGAUGUUUAUACCAAGGGUGGCCUUAAGGGAGAGGCACUUGUUUGGCUUGAGAAGAUGAAUGAGCAAGGAAUGGAACCUGAUGAGGUAACAAUGGGGAUUGUCGUGCAAAUGUACAAGAAGACAGGGGAGUUUCAAAAAGCCGAGGAGUUUUUCAAGAGGUGGUCAUUGGGUGAAUCUUUGAAGCAUAGAGGAAUCAGCAAAGCAAGUUCUAGACAGGAGAAUGAAACACGGGUGAAUCUUUUUUUGAGUUCAUACACGUACAAUACAUUGAUAGACACCUACGGCAAAGCUGGGCAGCUUAAAGAAGCAUCUGAGACUUUUGCCGAGAUGCUUAGGAAGGGGAUUGUGCCAACUACAGUGACUUUCAAUACGAUGAUUCACAUUUGUGGUAAUCAUGGCCAGCUUGAAGAAGUGGCUUUACUUAUGCAGAAGAUGGAGGAGCUUCGAUGCCCACCUGAUACAAGGACAUAUAAUAUUCUUAUUUCUAUUCAUGCCAAGCACAACGAUAUAAACAUGGCAGCUAGCUACUUUAAAAGGAUGAAGGAAGAUCAGUUGCAGCCAGACCUUGUGAGUUACCGCACCCUCUUAUAUGCGUUCUCAAUAAGGCAUAUGGUAGAUGAUGCAGAAGAUUUGGUUUCAGAGAUGGAUGAAAAGGGUUUAGAGAUUGAUGAGUACACACAAUCAGCUCUGACUAGAAUGUAUAUAGAAGCUGGGAAGCUUGAGAAGUCAUGGUUAUGGUUCAUGAGGUUUCAUCUUGUAGGAAAUAUGACUUCUGAGUGUUAUUCUGCCAACAUUGAUGCAUAUGGGGAGCAUGGACAUGUUGUGGAAGCUGAGAAAGUUUUUAGAUGCUGCCAAGAUCAAAACAAGCUUACUGUUCUUGAGUUCAAUGUGAUGAUCAAAGCAUAUGGUUUAGGGAAGAACUAUGAUAAAGCAUGUGUCUUGUUUGAUAGCAUGGAGAGUUAUGGUGUAGUUCCAGAUAAAUGUAGCUAUAGUUCUCUCAUACAGAUUUUGGCUAGUGCUGACUUGCCAGACAAAGCAAAACACUAUUUGAAGAAGAUGCAAGAGGCGGGACUGGUUAGUGAUUGCAUUCAAUAUUGUGCUGUGGUUUCAAGCUUUGUGAAAUUAGGUAGACUGGAAAUGGCAGAGGAGCUGUAUAAGGAGAUGAUUAGCUUUGACGUGAAGCCAGAUGUUAUAGUUUAUGGCGUGUUGAUAAAUGCUUUUGCUGAUAUCGGAAGUGUCAAAAAAGCAAUCACUUAUGUUGAUGCAAUGAAAAGAGCAGGUUUGCCUGGAAAUACAGUCAUAUACAAUUCCUUGAUCAAGCUCUAUACCAAAGUUGGCUACCUGAGAGAAGCACAAGAAACAUACAAACUGCUACAGUCAUCUGAAGCAGGUCCUGAUGCAUAUUCUUCCAAUUGUAUGAUAGAUCUCUACAGUGAACAAUCUAUGGUCAAACAAGCUGAAGAUAUUUUUGAGAGCAUGAAGAGAAAAGCGGAUGCAAAUGAAUUUACUUUUGCAAUGAUGUUGUGCAUGUACAAAAGGCUUGGGAGGUUUGAAGAAGCCAUUAAAAUUGCAAAACAUAUGAGAGACCUGGGACUUCUGACUGAUUUGUUGAGCUUCAAUAAUGUUCUUGGGCUGUAUGCGUUGGAUGGCAGAUUCAAAGAGGCAGUCGGAACUUUCAGGGAAAUGGUAGGAGCUGACAUACAACCCGAUGAUUGUACAUUCAAAUCUCUUGGAAUUGUCUUAGUGAAAUGUGGAAUAUCAAAGCAGGCCAUUGGGAAGCUGGAAGCAACAAGAAAGAAGGAUCCUAACAGUGGUUUGCAGGCAUGGUUAGUGGCUCUCUCAACCAUAGUUGAUGUAGAUAAUGAUGAUGAAAAUGAUGACACUGCUGAUGUGUGACUAGCAUAUCAGCGAAAAUAUCAGUAGAAACUAGUUAGUACAUUAUACUGGCUCUUUUUUCCUUUUUGUUCUGCUAUAGGAUUCAGCGUAUUGUAAAUUGUGUUAUUUCUCUGUACUGUAAUUGCCUUGAAAAAUCUGUUUCAUAAUUGUGUUCA